AUAAACGAAAAUCUAUCCACGAAAUCUAAGGUGUUCUCCAAACAAAGCAUGGAGAAAGUAAUGAGAUUAGUGAGUGGGUGAGUCAGUCCGCCCCCACAGACCACAGUGUUCCAGUGGUUACAAACCAAAGAGGUGAUUGAAAAGCACCCGAUUAAGAAGGGGAGAUUCUAAUUCUACCAGUAUCACACUAUAUUCUUCUGAUUACUAUUACUGAGUAUUUUCUUCUCAAAAUCAAUGUCCUCGCACUUGAUUUGAGUUUACAAUUUCCAUUUUUGUUUGAUGAACAACUUGAUUGGAUUCUGGGAUGGUGAAUUUCGAUUUCUAGGUCAAAUUUUAUUUCUAGUGAAAUCGAAAGACUAAAUCAGUGUGGAAUUUAGUCCUCAAGUAUGAAAGACGUGGUAGGAAGUCCAGGAACAAAAACUGGAUUGCUACUGAGAAUAGGUCAGUGUGGAUUUGCUGCUGCUUCUAUUGCGCUUAUGGUUUGUUCUGCUGGAUUCUCCAAUUACACUGCUUUCUGGCUGGCAAUGGAUCAAAGCUAUCAAAGUUCAUCUCACUGCAUCCAUUUUGCUAUGUUUCGUUUCCAAGAUUCGGAUAAAAAAUCUGGUGCUCAAUUGCAUAAGCAGAGCACAAUGGUUUUCACUGAACCUCUCUCCAAGCUAUUUGGUUGCAUCUAUGGGACUUCAAGUGCUUUGGAGCUUUGGUCUUGCAUGUCUGGAUGUUUAUGCCUUGAGGAUAAAGAGAGACCUUCAAAGUCCUGUCUUAGUGAGCCUAUUUGUUGUAGGUGACUGGGAACCAGCUCAACCAAAAGUUUAAGCGAGGCCCAAUUUAUGUUAUAAUCUAUAACGCCUCCCCACACGAGCUCUUUGAACUAGAAUUAUGGAUUCAACUCAAGUCUCUUUCAUACUUGGCACUCAUUGCUCCACCUGAAAGGAGGGUUGCAUAAGAUUCGAACUCGUAACUUGGGCUUCUGAUAUCAUAUCAAGGAAACAACUCAACUACUGAUGGUUGAAGCUCCAAAUAUAUGUUAUAUACUCUAUCAUAAUCUAUGUAUGAUGGAUCUUAUAUAAAAAAAUUACACUCGACGCCGUUACUAUUAUUUCGAUUCGGUGAUUAUUACUACAGUAGCCAAUAAGUGAAUAAGCUGACAUCAUGAAAAUUACUCCAUGUCCUAUAAUCUCCGAUCAUUCAAGGUCAUUAGAUGAUGCUAAUUCAUUGUCGACCAUAAUUUUACUUUUUGGGGGAAAAGGGUGAUGUGGUUAUGAUGAGCUAAAAGAAGACUCAAAUUCUAUUCUGAUGAACAAAGCUCGAGUUAUUAUGCAGCGAGAAUGAAAUGUAUGCUUGUAGUAGAGCAUAAGCUGAGUUUGUUUGAUGCAGCCAUGCAGGCAUCGAACAGAAGGUGGCCAUGGCAUAAGGGUGUACAUGACCACAGUGUACGCAUGGAUGCAUGUUAGCUAGUUUCGAUUUUGAGUCGUUUCUUUGUCUUGGUGUAGCAAGGGUAGAUCUUCCUAAUGUGUUCUGAACUUUCUUUGUGCUAACUUGCUUACUAGAAUUAGUGCAGCAUUAUUAUAUUCGGGUGUAUUUAGGUACUUUUGUUAGCUUUGUGUAUUUCUUUGUUCUAUGUGUAUCAUGAUUGUUUUAGGUAAUCUUCAAUAUACAUGUAAGGAAUGGAUGUAAUUCACAAUUUUCAGACUGAGCUAUAUUAAAUUGCAAAGUUCAUUGAGUUUCUAA
This is a messenger RNA of Amaranthus tricolor (Joseph's coat), 1728 nucleotides long. RefSeq names its product CASP-like protein 5B2. Lineage: Eukaryota; Viridiplantae; Streptophyta; Magnoliopsida; Caryophyllales; Amaranthaceae. Gene Ontology annotation, cellular component: membrane. The transcript is spliced from 4 exons. The record is from RefSeq and is a predicted model, not a curated record. The coding region runs from base 387 to 785 and encodes 132 amino acids.